AUGUCUGUUGACCUGCCCGCUCACCUCAUGCCUCGAUGUGUCGUUGUAUUUGAAAGUGGCAAACCAAAGGAGGACAGAAUGACCCUUGCCAAUUUUAUAACGGGUGUUGCCUGGAUGCUUCUGGCAUGCCCCGUAGAAGCCAGGCUCCCAACUUCAGGAAGACAUUCUAUCGAACUCACACAGAAAGAUGCUCUGUUCGGUUACGAAGAGUCGUAUCUGAGCGAGCAAGAUGCGUACAACCUUUUUUCAGGGCAUGACACACCCGUUCUGAGCAGCGGCGAGUGCAGAACCUUUCCCGACGACCAAGGUUGGCCGGCACAAAGCGAAUGGGCAGCCUUUGAUGAUGUGCUCGGCGGUGCGCUCAUACAAACGAUCCCCUUGGCCGCGCCUUGCUACCAAGACUGGGGCGUCUACGACGAGCAGACGUGCGAUGCUAUAACCACAAACUUUUCGGACCCCUAUUUCCAUGAAGCUGAUCCAACAUCAAUGAUGUGGCCCAUUUGGCAAGGGAGGACUUGUCUCCCAUCCCAAGAAGUCAAUAAUACAUGUACCUUGGGAGCGUACCCAGCAUAUGCCGUCAAUAUCAGUAGUGUAGACCAGAUUCAGCAAGCCAUAGCCUUUGCUAGGACUCACAAUCUUCGACUGGUCAUAAAAAAUACUGGUCAUUGUUACCUUGGAAAGUCGGGUGGAGCUGGCGCGCUGAGUGUCUGGACGCACAAUUUAAAAGACAUUGAACUCGUGUCCGAGUACUCGAGCACAGCAUAUACCGGACCGGCACUCAAAGUGGGUGCCGGGGUUACGGUUCGGGAGGUAUACACGGCUGCUUAUAACCAUGGUUAUGUCGUCCCUGGCGGCAUCUGUGAGAGUGUGGGAUAUGCGGGAGGUUAUGUGGCUGGCGGUGGCCAUACACCACUAUCUGGACUCUACGGCAUGGGAACAGAUUCAGUGUUGGAAUUCCAUGUUGUGACUGCCAAUGGUACAUUCAUCACUGCGAACGAGUCGUCCAAUCCAGAUCUCUUUUGGGCUCUGCGGGGUGGAGGCGGAAGCACUUUUGGUAUCGUGACUUCGGUCAUUGUGAGGGCUCACCCAAGGGUGAAUAUCGUCACCUCAUCCUUUAGCUUCAGUACCAGCGCCAAUGUCAGCAAUGAGACCUUCUGGCUGGGCAUCCGGGCAUUCUUUGAGGACUUUAUCCCCUACACAGAUGCAGGCACAUAUUCCUGGUGGUCCAUCACGUCCAGCAACGGCACCACCCAACUGUCAAUGAAUCCAUUCUUUGCACCUAAUCAUACCAUUGAGUCCUUCAACCAGCUCGUACAGCCAUGGUUCGACCGUCUGACUGAACUCGGCAUCCCUUUUACGCCAAAUACGACACGCUACGAAGACUUUCUCCCUGCGUACAAUGACAACUUCGGCAUCAAGCGCGACGCCAACGACGCCCUGGCCACAAAGGACAGCGUCGGCAGCGUCGUCAGCAUGCCGGGCAACUGGCUCUUCCCGCGUGGCAACUGGGAGGACGCGGCCAAGUUCAACGCGACCUGGGACGCCGUCCAGGCCCACGGCGAGGCCGGCCUGCGCAUCUUUGGCUACCACCAGGCGCCCCGCAACCGCCUGGGCGUCGACAAUGCCGUCAGCUCGGCGUGGCGCGAGACCAUUGCCUUUUUGAUCACGGGCGCCUCGGUGCCCCCCGGCGCCGGCCCCGAGGAGCUGCAUCAGGCCCACGAAGAGAUCAAUGCCAUGCUCGAGCCCUGGAGGCAGGUGGCGCCCACGAGUGCGGGUGGCGGGUCGUACCUCAACGAGGCUCACGUCAUGGAGCCUAACUGGCAGGUGGCUUUCUACGGUGAGCAGUAUCCAGAGCUGCUUCGGCUGAAGCGGAAAUGGGACCCGAGUGACGUCUUUUACGCCACGACGGGCGUCGGGAGCGAGGAUUGGGAGGUCAGGACAAAGGCUCAGGGCGUGCAGACGCAGAACGGGAGGCUCUGUCGUUUGUAA
Molecule: messenger RNA, 1989 nt
Organism: Pestalotiopsis fici W106-1
Lineage: Eukaryota; Fungi; Ascomycota; Sordariomycetes; Amphisphaeriales; Sporocadaceae
Exons: 4
Coding region: 1-1989 (662 amino acids)
Molecular function (GO): FAD binding; oxidoreductase activity
Source: RefSeq, a predicted model, not a curated record